GCUGUCAAAGCCAGCGGUAUGGGAGAAAGAGGACCGAGAAGGAGAGCACAAUCAAAGGCUGUUAUUUUAAUCUGUCCUGCCUCGGAGAUUAGUCCACCACAUUGUUUUAAUUGUUUUAACGGGAGGGAAUGAAACGCUCGCUUAUGGGAGGGGGGUCCUUGGCAUAAAUCUCUCAAGUUCAAUAGUUUCAAAAACUUGAGCCCCUUGCAGCCCCCCUCUAUUCCCUCAUCCCACCUAAUCCCGGCUAAUACCUUUCUUUCUAUUGGCUAAUGGCUGAGGGGAGCCUGGGUAAAUGCUUCUUAAAUAGUCGUGGGUGAGAAUGGUUUCGGAGAAUUAGAUCUGUGCCACGACGUGGAUAAUAAGGCCCAAACCGGACUAGGACAUACCGGACUACAGCUCACCAAGGUCGACCGCUGUGCGUAAAAGCGCCUCUGGAUCUCUACUGCUCAGGGUCCGGAUCUCAGAGUGAGUAUGAACUCGUUGAAUUUCUGCGGGACGUCCGGCGGUGUGGCGUAUCCCCUCCCCGGUGUUCACUCCGUGCUGUUCGACCUGCACCACCAGAUGGCGGAGCAGUACCACGUUUACUCUGCAGCCGGCCCCGCAGUGCACACCCUCUCUGUGGCUGAGAGACUGGCAGAGCUUAUUCUGGAAGCUCGCUACGGCAACCAGCAAAAGCAGCGCCGCAGCCGCACGGCGUUCACUGUGUCGCAGCUGCAGGCUCUGGAGAAAGCCUUCCAACAGACUCAGUACCCAGAUGUCGGGAUGAGAGAGAGGCUGGCCGUCUGCAUCAACCUGCCCGAGGCUCGUAUUCAGGUGUGGUUUAAAAACAGGAGGGCAAAGUUUCGAAAAGGUCAGAGGUGCUCCCCACCCUCCAGAGACCACAGUCUGGAGGAGGCGCCACAACACAGCAAGGAGGGACAGGACGAAGGCGGGGCCGAAGACAAACAGGACAUCACUGCAUCACACAUCAGCAACAACAUGCGUCUUCCUCGCUGUCCUCCUCCUCCUCCUCCUCUUGUGGAUAAAACCAAGGAUGUUUGCCCACCUCUUGCUCCUUCAGACUCUGAUCUUUCACGUUGCUCCCUCCGAAUUCACUCUCCUCAAGUUUUCCCCUUCGCGACGGGGGAGCACUACAGCCACCCACCUCACCGGCCGGUGGUGGGAGUCUUGUCCUCUGAUCUCGCCCUCCCUCCGGUGUUCUGGCCUGUCAUACAGCAGCCCAACGCCGCUGUGGGGUUUCAUCCAUCGUCAGUUGCUAAAAACUGUAGCCUCUCCCUUCUGACUGCUUGUUCCAAUAAAAGUGCGCCUCACCCUCACCUGGGGCUGUAACUGUAGACCAAACACCUAUAGCACAAGGUCUUUGCUCCUUGUGGGAUGAGGUACGCCUGAAGCAACCCUGUGUGGGAAAAGAAAGGAUAACAAGGUAGAAAAGCACUUAUGGCCUUGUUCCUGUAAACCUGACUGCAGACAAUGUGGAGAAGGAGGGUUUCUCUGAGCUUUAUUGAGUGGAGGUUAAAGCUGUACAGUCUUCAGAGUUUAUUUUUUUUAUUUUGCUGACCAACUCUGAUUGUUUUUUUCCACUUGACUUUGCUUGAACAAGGUUGUAGUUUUGUUUCCAGACAACAAGCAGUAAAAAACACAUUUAAAGACGCCGUCGUCUCCACUACAUUACCAACUAGCCACAUAGCAGUAAUGAUGGUAAACACAUGUGAGAGAAAUUCCUUAUUGUAAGUAGGCACUUCAGCACAGAAAUGUGAAAUAAAACUAUUUGUGCCUGGA
Molecule: messenger RNA, 1779 nt
Organism: Scatophagus argus
Lineage: Eukaryota; Metazoa; Chordata; Actinopteri; Scatophagidae
Gene: dmbx2
Exons: 4
Coding region: 472-1329 (285 amino acids)
Biological process (GO): regulation of transcription by RNA polymerase II
Molecular function (GO): RNA polymerase II transcription regulatory region sequence-specific DNA binding; DNA-binding transcription factor activity, RNA polymerase II-specific
Source: RefSeq, a predicted model, not a curated record